AUGCCUCCGAUCACUUUCUCUGACCGAGAUUUCCGUGGCGUCGAUCCCGUCCAGGACGACCCCAUGGUGAAGCGAGCCGUCCAAGACAAUAAAGACUUGUUUGCAUGGACGGCGUCGGACAUGCCAGGGAUAGAUCCAAAGUUCCUGUGUCACCGACUGGCCGUAUGCCGAGAUGCCCGGCCAGUUGCCCAAAAAAAGAGGAAAAUGGGAGAUGAGAAGAGAAAGGCUGCGAACGUCGAGGUGCAAAAACUGUUACAAGUAAAGUUCAUUCGAGAGGUCACCUACACCACUUGGCUAGCUAAUGUGGUGUUGGUCAAAAAGUCGAAUGGGAAGUGGAGAAUGUGCACCGAAUACACCGACCUUAAUAAAGCCUGCCCCAAGGACGCUUAUCCACUCCCCUGCAUCGAUCGACUCGUUGACGGCGCGUCUGGACACUCUAUUUUCAGCUUCCUAGACGCAUACUCAGGUUACAACCAAAUAAAAAUGUACCCGGCCGACGAAGAAAAAAAGGCGUUUAUCACUGAGAACGCCAACUUUUGUUAUAAGGUGAUGCCGUUUGGGUUGAAGAACGCCGGGGCAACCUAUCAAAGGUUAAUGGACAAAGUCUUUCGGGGUCAAAUCGGCCGAAACAUCGAAAUUUAUGUGGACGACAUGGUGGUGAAGUCCAACUCCAUGGCCGAUCAUGUAGCCGACCUGGCCGAAAUAUUUGGGGAAUUGCGCAAGCACAAUAUGAGGCUCAACCCCGAGAAAUGCACCUUCGGGGUCAGGGGAGGCAAAUUUCUAGGUUUCAUGCUAUCUGCAAGAGGCAUUGAAGCAAACCGAGACAAAUGCCAAGCUGUGAUAGAUAUGCGAAGCCCGAGCAACCUCAAGGAACUGCAACGUCUUUCAGGAAGAUUAGUCGCCUUGUCACGAUUCCUCCCGCGUCUAGGCGACAAAAUUAGCCCGAUGACGAAGCUUUUGCGAAAGGCCUCAGCCUUCUCGUGGGAUGAACCAUGUGAAGAAGCCUUCAUGGCGUUGAAAGCAGCACUAGCGACGCCACCGAUCUUAACGAGACCUGAUCCUUCGAGGCCACUUUUGGUAUACCUGGCCGUGUCCGAAGAUGCGAUCAGCUCGGUUUUGGUGCAAGAAAAAGAAGGCACCCAAGCUCCUGUAUACUUCGUUAGCCGACUCUUGCAGGACUCCGAAACCCGGUACCAGCUGAUAGAGAAGGCGACACUCGAAUUAGUGCACACAUCCCGACGCCUCCAGCAUUAUUUCCAGAGCAACCGAGUUGUUGUCCACACCGACUACCCAAUUUCGAAAGUCUUAGGCAAACCUGAGCUUGCCGGGAGAAUGAUGGCUUGGUCGAUCGAGCUCUCGCAGUUCGACAUCACCUUCAAGCCGAGAGGGCCGAUCAAAGCUCAAUGCUUGGCUGACUUCAUAAACGAGCUACACCCUCAGGGCCAGUUCGAAGAGCACUGGUGGACCCUCCAUGUUGACGGUUCUUCAAAUUGCCGAGGAAGCGGAGCAGGAGUCAUUCUAGAAGGACCCAAAGGGAUAGUUUUAGAGCAAUCCCUCCGCUUUCGGUUCAAAGCCUCGAACAACCAAGCCGAAUAUGAAGCCUUAUUGGCCAGGUUGAGACUAGCCGAAGACAUGGGCGCUUCGAGACUUAAAUGCUUGACCGACUCUAAGGUGGUGGCCGAGCAAGUAGGCGGUAACUUUCAGGUUAAAGAUCACAACAUGAUGAAGUACUACCAUGCCUAUCAAAAGUUAAAGGCAAAGUUUCAAGAGGUGUCAGUCGACCACAUCCCGCGUGAGGAUAACGCCCGAGCCGACCAGUUGGCUCGGCUGGCCGCAACCAAGAGGCCGGGCCAUUUGAGAACCAUCAUUCAACAGGAGAUUGACCGCCCAAGUGUCGAGACAGAAACAGUCGCAAACGUCGAGGCCGAUCGUGCCGAAAUUAAUGACCCUCCAGACUGGCGAGAUGAAAUCAAAGCAUUUCUCACCAACGGAAUCACACCAGUCGAGCCGGCCGAAGCCAAACAGUUGAGAACACAAGCCAACAGAUACGUUGUCAUCGCUGAUCAACUGUACAGACGUGGCUUCUCUACCCCAUUGCUUAAGUGUCUAAACACCUCUGAGGCUGAUUACGUGAUGAGAGAAGUGCACGAGGGCAUCUGUGGAAUGCACUCGAGAGCUAGGACGACCGCUACUAAACUAGUGCGAGCUGGCUAUUACUCGCCGACCAUGGGCACCGAUUGUGCCAUGUUUGUGAAGAAGUGCCAACCCUGUCAAAAACACGACAACUUGAUUCAUCAACCAGUCGAGCAGUUGCAUUGCAUUCUCCCAGCAUGGCCGUUCGCCACAUGGGGAGCCGACAUACUCGGACCUUUCCCGGUUGCCAAGGGACAAUGCAAAUUCCUCAUCGUUGCUGUGGACCUGUUCACCAAGUGGAUCGAAGCCGAGCCCCUAGCGUGUAUCUCGGCGCAUCAAGUCCAAAAAUUCUUAUGGAGGACUAUCAUCACGCGAUUCGGCGUCCCGCACACCCUGCACAAGGUCACAUCGGUCGAGCAUCCGCAAACGAACGGCCAGGCCGAGUCCGCCAAUAAGGUUAUCCUAACAGAAUUGAAGAAGCGGCUAGGGGAAGCAAAGGGAGCAUGGGCCGAGCAAUUGCCCGAGGUAUUACGGGCUUACAGGUGCACUCCUCAGUCGACUACUCAAGAAACCCCUUUUCGCCUAGUUUAUGGAUCCGACGCGAUGAUCCUAGUGGAAAUCGGAGAACCAUCAUUCCGCCAAGCCCACUUCGAUGAAGCAAACAACGAGGCCGAGCUCAGGAUAAACCUAUACAUGGUAGGGGAAAUUCGAGACCGAGCACUAGUAGUUGCCGAGACCACCAAACGACGAUACAAGAGAAGAUUUGACAGCAAGGUAAAACCUAGAGAAUUCCGAGAAAGAGACCUCGUUUGGAGAACCACAGGCGAGGCGAGGAAAGAUCCGAGACAGGGAAAACUUGCCCCAAACUGGGACGGUCCUUUCCGAAUCUGGCACAACCUGAACAACGGAGCAUACAAGUUGGAGUACCUGUCAGGAGAACCGAUUCCGAGAACUUGGAACUCCUCACACCUAAAGAUGUAUUAUAGUUGA
Cajanus cajan (pigeon pea) is the source of this 3123-nucleotide messenger RNA. The record is from RefSeq and is a predicted model, not a curated record. NCBI's taxonomy places the organism in Eukaryota, Viridiplantae, Streptophyta, Magnoliopsida, Fabales, Fabaceae.